This is a messenger RNA of Phyllopteryx taeniolatus (common seadragon), 2344 nucleotides long. It is a transcript of the gene sntg2, whose product is annotated as syntrophin, gamma 2. The transcript has 17 exons. NCBI's taxonomy places the organism in Eukaryota, Metazoa, Chordata, Actinopteri, Syngnathiformes, Syngnathidae. Gene Ontology annotation, cellular component: intracellular anatomical structure; dystrophin-associated glycoprotein complex. Bases 416 to 2014 code for a protein of 532 amino acids. Gene Ontology annotation, molecular function: protein binding; structural molecule activity. The record is from RefSeq and is a predicted model, not a curated record.
GGACACUAGUGGUAUUCCUAUCGUCUCAAAUGUAGGCUACUAUAAUCGUUGAGCACAUUUCUUCCCCUACAAACUUUAUGGGCAACAGUUAACCUUUGCUACGGAUUAAAAAAAAAAAAAAAAAAGAAUAAGGAAACAUUUCAAUGAGAUGACGGUACUUAGUGUGUUUCGAGAGACGUUCUCCGUGUCGUGUCAGCGAAGGGGUUAAUGUGACGCAGCGUGCGGAGAAUACGGAGAGACAUCCGUGCCGCUGUUCGCCACCGGCAGUCGGUCAGCGGCAGCAAGUCGGUGGCGUACUUGAAACCGAGCGAGGGACUCACGGGCGGCUUUGGUGGAGCUCGGAUGUGGUUUCCGCUUGGGACUAUGUCGCCUUGAUCAAGUCCGCUGAAGUGAGCAGAAGAAGCGGCUCUGGGAGAUGAAUGUGCCCGGGGAGCAGCACCCUCAACGUCUCGAGCAACCCGCCAGCCUUUUGCUGCCCACGGCGUUGAAAUCUGGAAUCGCUUUGCUAUACAAUGAGGGGACCAAUAAUUCCUAUGACGUCUGCCUGAAACUAACCAAAGAGGUAUUAACCAUACAGAAGCUGGACGUGGUUUGCACAAGAGGAAGUGAAUCCCAAGUAAAUUACAGAAAUGUAGUACUCCGAAGACAAGAAACUGGCGGUCUGGGCUUGAGCAUCAAAGGGGGUGCCGAGAAUAAUGUGCCAGUGGUUAUUUCCAAGAUUUUUAAAGAUCAAGUUGCUGAUCAGACAGGGACGCUGUUCGUUGGUGAUGCUGUGUUGCAGGUUAAUGGCAUAAAUGUGGAGCAUUGUACUCAUGAGCAAGUUGUUCACCUCCUGCGCACCGCCGGAGAUGAAGUCAUCCUUACUGUGCGAUAUCUACGAGAAGUUCCAUCUUUUCUUAAACUGCCUCUUGGUUUUUCUGGGCCAUCUGUUGAUCACAGUGGUGAAUCCUCCUCCCUCUUCGACUGCGGCUCACAUUUAAAUGGUGGCACAGCUUCAUCACCUCCUUCACCCUCAGCUAAUGAACCAAAAUAUGAGAAGCGCUGGCUGGACGCCAUCUCCCUGCCCUUGUUGAUGGCCAGAGUCUCCAGAUACAAAUGCACGGAUAAAAUGAGGUCAAGCUGUUUUGAAGUCUUUGCCUUGAAUGGAGCCAGCCCCAAUAUUCUUCAAUUUUGCAGUGCAGCAGAAACCACAGACUGGCUCCAAGCAAUAUCGACAAGCAUCAGUGACUUGACCCUGGAGAAUAUUAAGCUGGCUAACAAAUACAGCUCUUCAGAUGAUCAGAUUGUUCACAUGGGCUGGGCUUGUAAAAGAUCAGAAGACGGGGCUGCUUCUCGAAAAACAACUUUCCAGUUCCUGGCCCUGAGAGGACAAUAUUUUCACAUCUUCAGACGUCCACCGCUCAGUGCCGCUGAAUGGGGUCAAGCAGAAACAACAUAUAACCUCUAUGAGGUGCUUUUCAAGGUUCACAAGCUGUGGGUGACAGAGGACUGCUGGCUUCAGGCAAAGUUCUACUUGGGUCUGGAGCAUUCAAUUAGGCAGCACGACAAUGAGUCUCUGUGCUUCAGCAUUCUCAUUGGCCAUGGACAGAGCCACACCUUCAGAGUAGAACUGGCCUCUGACCUGGCUGUCUGGGAGAAGUCCUUCCAAAGAGCUGUCUUCUUCGAAGUGCAGCGAAUACGAACAAAAAGCUACAUGUGCAGCAACCAUGGGAAUACACUGUGCUUCACCAUAGAUUUUGAUUCAGGCUUUACAUGUUUGGAUGGAUCCUCCAAUAUGCUACUAUGGCGAUAUAAAUUCUCUCAACUUAAAGGCUCUUCUGAUGAUGGAAAAACCAGGGUAAAACUUCUUUUCAAGAAUGCUGAAAGCAAGCAAAUAGACAUGAAGGAACUAGAGUUCGCUAAUCUAACUGCGGUCCUGCACUGUAUACACUCUUUUAUUGCUGCCAAAGUGGCCUCCGUGGACCCUCUCUUUACAUCCAAUCAAUGCAUGGGUGGAAAUUACAUGAACAUAUAAAAGGACAUGGCUGAAUCAUGGUACUUUGUAGACAAUGUCAGUGCAUAUACUGUAAGUACAUCAUUCCUAAUUGCUAUUUUAUUUCUAUACACUGGGAAAAGAAGAUGCAGGUUUCAAAACAUUUUAUUUUGUUCACAAUUGUGUGUGUCUGUUCCUUUAUUUAUUUGUGCAUGUUAUGGACACAAAUCUGACUGGAGCCACAACCAUAAUGCCAUAUAAUGUGUAAUUGAAAAAAAAAGAAAACUCGCCGAUGAGAAAAUUUUCUUUAUUGGCUGUGUUUAAGUUUGGAUGUUGCUUUGUUUUUGUAUCAAAUAAAGCCAUUGGAUUUGA